This is a messenger RNA of Rhipicephalus microplus (southern cattle tick), 884 nucleotides long. RefSeq lists its product as uncharacterized. The record is from RefSeq and is a predicted model, not a curated record. Lineage: Eukaryota; Metazoa; Arthropoda; Arachnida; Ixodida; Ixodidae.
GGUCCGAAUUGCCAGCAGCCAGACAUGCCACCAGAGCAAUAUGCCGAGAAAGAACGGGCUGUUUUAGCAAGCUUGCAGGUGAAUGAGAAACAGCAGAUGGAAAUUGAGAAGGCUACUCGAGGACAGGCUGAUAAUCCUACAUGGCAUUUUGAAAGAAACAUGCGCCUAACGGCGUCGAAUUUCUAUGCAGUAUGCCGAAGGAGGGAGUGGACACCGUGUGACACGCUCGUGAAGACCCUGCUCUAUAAGAAAAAUUUCACCAGUGCCGCUCUUGAGCAUGAAAGACAACAGGAACGUGUUGCACUCCGGUUAUACGAGCAAGAAAUGGAAACUGCUGUGCAACCUUGCGGAUUAUUUGUUUACCCAGAGUACGGAUUCUUGGCGGCGUCGCCAGACGGAUUAAUUGCGAGCGACGGUAUCGUGGAGGUGAAGUGCCCAUUCACUGCGAAGGACAUGGAGCCAUCCAAGGCAGCUAAAAAGUACAAUCAAAGGAGCCAAGUACACGAACCACCCAAACUGAGCUGCUCUCAUAACUAUUUAUACCAAGUGCAAGGCCAGCUGCAUAUCACUAAAAGAAGUUUUUGCCACUUCGUCGUCUGCACGUCGAAGGACAUCCACGUACAGCGGAUCGAAAGAGAUAAUGACUUUUGGAAAUUCAGAAUGCUUCCACAACUAAUCAGAUUUUACAGAGACUGCAUGCUACCUGAAAUUGUAGAUCCCCGUACUACGCGCAGCAUGCCCAUACGCAGACCACAGUGGAAUGUGAAAGCAAUUGAGUCACACCAGCAGUCUAAACGAGCUUCGAUGAAGAACAAGGAGGCAAAGCAGAGUGGCGACUCGGACAUUUUCCACAGCCUUGAGUCGUAGGACUGCUGGGCGCGUGC